ACAACUACAUCAAGAUGGACUCCUUGCAGUAUGACCGGAAGCUUAUCCUUCAAAGUAAUUUAUCUGUGUAUAUGUCUUAAGUGCCAAAAUGAGAAAGAAAUUACCCAAAAUAAACGGAAACUGAGCGUUGCAUUAUGUCUAGCUUCACUGCUGGUCCUCAGAAAGAGGAAAGGAUGUGAUACGAGCCUCAGUCGCAUGCCCCAUCGGCCCAGAAGCGACGCUGUUUGUGUUCCGUUCUACUUUUUAUAUGUAAAUUAGCGCGAGCCUCCUCUCCUCAAGCCCUUUUCCUAACCAGAGGAGAAUGAUCCACCGGCAGAUUCUGUUAUCCCAGGUUUUGGUCUGCUUUGGGUUACUUGGUCGUUAUGCUGAUGCAGCUUGGUAGUUUCAAGAACCUGUACCAGAACCGGCUCCUGAGCCUGGCUGCCAUGUCCUCCCCGACCCGCAGUGGGCAGCCCCGCCAGUGCUGCAAAGGUGCAGCGCGUCACAGCUGUGGUCCAGACACAUGUGCAGUCAACAGUUUGAACCAGGAGGCCUUUAUGCUGGGGUUACAACGCUCCACCAGUGACACCGACCUGGUCUCACCCGACACCCGGUCCACACUCACCAUUAGCUCUGCCCACUACACCAUAGGCCAGUCUGAAGAUCUGCUCAUCAAAUGGGACAUCAAGGAGGAAGUGGAUGCUGGAGACUGGAUUGGAAUGUAUCUUGUUGAUGAGACUCUUUCAGAGAACUUUCUUGAUUACAAGAAUCGAGGCAUCAGUGGAUCUCACAAGGGACAAAUAGUUUGGAAAAUUGAUUCCAGCUCCAAUUUUAGAAAUUCAGAGACCCAGGUCUGCUUCAGGUACUACCACGGUGUCACUGGAGCGCUGAGGGCCACUACACCCAGUGUGACCAUCAAGAAGGGCUGCCCACCUGAGCGAAGUAUUUCUGCAGGUGGCAGACCACAGGGAAGGAGACAGGAGAGAUCAAUUUGAUCACAGGUUAUUUUUCUCAUAUU
Poecilia latipinna (sailfin molly) is the source of this 997-nucleotide messenger RNA. RefSeq names its product E3 ubiquitin-protein ligase HECW1-like. The transcript is spliced from 7 exons. Lineage: Eukaryota; Metazoa; Chordata; Actinopteri; Cyprinodontiformes; Poeciliidae. The record is from RefSeq and is a predicted model, not a curated record. The coding region runs from base 363 to 974 and encodes 203 amino acids.